Molecule: messenger RNA, 2614 nt
Organism: Peromyscus californicus insignis
Lineage: Eukaryota; Metazoa; Chordata; Mammalia; Rodentia; Cricetidae
Gene: Ppt1
Product: palmitoyl-protein thioesterase 1
Exons: 9
Coding region: 19-939 (306 amino acids)
Biological process (GO): receptor-mediated endocytosis; nervous system development; protein depalmitoylation
Cellular component (GO): lysosome
Molecular function (GO): palmitoyl-(protein) hydrolase activity
Source: RefSeq, a predicted model, not a curated record
UCAUGUGACUGGGCUAAGAUGGCGUCGCCCGGUUCCCGGUGGCUCCUGGCUGUGUCUCUUCUUCCUUGGUGUUGCGCCGCCUGGGAGCUGGGGCAUCUGAACCCGCCUUCGCCGCGGCCGCUGGUGAUCUGGCAUGGGAUGGGAGACAGCUGUUGUAACCCCAUAAGCAUGGGUGCCAUUAAAAAGAUGGUCGAGAAGGAAAUACCUGGGAUUUACAUCCUGUCUCUAGAGAUUGGGAAGAACAUGAUGGAGGAUGUGAAGAACAGUUUCUUCAUGAAUGUCAAUUCCCAGGUAACGAUAGUGUGCCAGAUUCUGGAGAAGGAUCCUAAGUUGCAGCAGGGCUACAAUGCUAUCGGGUUCUCGCAGGGAGGCCAGUUUCUGAGGGCAGUGGCCCAGAGAUGCCCAUCACCUCCUAUGAUCAACCUGGUCUCAGUUGGGGGACAACAUCAAGGUGUUUUUGGCCUCCCUCGAUGCCCGGGAGAGAGUUCGCACAUCUGUGACUUCAUCAGGAAAAUGAUCAAUGCUGGUGCUUACUCCAAAACUAUUCAAGAAUGGCUGGUGCAAGCAGAGUACUGGCAUGACCCCCUCCAGGAGGAUGUGUACCGCAACCACAGCAUCUUCCUGGCAGACAUAAACCAAGAGAGGUGUGUCAAUGAGUCCUACAAGAAGAACCUGAUGGCCCUCAAGAAGUUUGUGAUGGUGAAAUUCCUGAACGAUUCCAUCGUGGACCCUGUAGACUCUGAGUGGUUUGGAUUUUACCGAAGUGGCCAAGCUAUGGAAACUAUUCCCCUCCAGGAGAGCACUCUAUACACAGAGGACCGCCUGGGGCUAAAACAAAUGGACAAAGCAGGAAAGCUAGUGUUUCUGGCUACGGAAGGGGACCAUCUUCAACUGACUAAAGAAUGGUUUAAUGCCCACAUCAUCCCUUUCCUUAAGUGAAGUCCUUGCACUUGGCGGCAGAGCUCAGGAAACCCCAGCUCUUCGUGCCCAACCCUGACUGCUAAUCUAGCUUGCAAGCAGUCCUCUCCUGUUAUCUAACAUGCCCUACUUGGAAGAUCGAAGAUCCCAAUCUUAUUCUCUGCUGCCUCCUAUCACCAUGUGGUGUUGAAUUCAAGUUUAAUUAGCUAAUAACCAUGGAGAUUGUUUUACGACCUUGUGGUAUGGUCAAGCUUCCUCUUAAGGAGUCUGCUGUUGCAGAUCAAUGAUUGUGCCCAAAGCAGACAAGACGAUGAAGCAGGGAGACAGGCUCUGAGGGCAAAAACCCACACAGACUUGGGAGCAAGUAAGAGCCUGUACCAGUCCAGAGCAAGUACCCAGUCCUGAGAUUCUCACACGAGCAGCAUCACCUGCUGAUGGUUCUGCACCGUCUCCUACGGCUGUUUUCCUAUCUAGUGGCACCUAGCAGUCACUCCAUAGGCCUACCGCCACGCCCCCACAGAACUCACCUUGUAUCCUCAGCAGUGGAAUUAGUCACAAAAGGAGGGAACAGCCAGCAGGGUUGCUUAAGAGAAGAAAUGCACUUUUUUUCCUUUGAGACAGGCACUCACUCACUUUGUCGCCCUAGCUGGCUGGAACUCACUAUGUAGAGCAGACUGGCCUUGAACUCACAGAGAUCCCCCUGCCUUGUGAGUGUUGGGAUUAAAGGCAUAUGCCACCACACCCUACAGCAAUGUGUGUCUUAUAUACCACGAGAUAGUGGGAAGUGAGUAGAAGUAAAAACCAGGCCGGGCGGUGGUGGCGCACACCUUUAACCCCAGCACUCAGGAGGCAGAGCCAGGCGGAACUUUGUGAGUUUGAGGCCAGCCUGGUCUACAGAGUGAGUUCCAGGAAGGCACCUACACAGAGAAACCCUGUCUCAAAAAAAACAAAAAAAGCCGGGCGGUGGUGGCGCACGCCUUUAAUCCCAGCACUCGGGAGGCAGAGCCAGGCGGAUCUCUGUGAGUUCGAGGCCAGCCUGGGCUACAAAGUGAGUUCCAGGAGAGGCGCAAAGCUACACAGAGAAACCCUGUCUCGAAAAAAACAAAAAAAAAAAACAAAAACAAAAACAAAAAAACAAAAAAAAAGAAAAAGAAAAAGGUGAAAACCAGGGGUGACUGUCCCUGCCACUCCAUUCUUGGCUCGCUGCCCUCAUAUUACUAGUAAGUGUCACUUACACCACUGCAAAUGGGGAAACGGUCUGAAAAGAUGGACUUUUACACUUCUACCCCCAAUCCUAUUUACCAGCAUACUCCACGCUGCCGCUGAUUUGGUUCAAGAAAACAACUGAGGAAUAUUGUAGACUUCCUUUUCCCUCUGGAGACCAACCCACAUUACAAACCAAUGGCCGACUCCAUGGUUAAAGAGGAGCACCGACCCACCUCUUCCUGGGCUAUUGGAGCGUGGACCCUUCAGCGCCCAUGCUGAGACCGCAGCACUUUCUGGAUGAUUCCUAUCUAGUUUGGAGAAAUGAUUGUUUUCAUGAAGGCACCCUGUUAGCACCGCAGAAUCCACCCUUUGCCAGUUUUUCCUUUUCUUAAAUCUAUUGUUCAAAUAAAAAGAUGAGGUUUAAGGACAGGAAGCGGAAGGAUGUGAAAAUAACUUUACCAGGCUGUCUAAAAUAAAGAGUAGUUUCUUA